This is a messenger RNA of Anguilla rostrata (American eel), 751 nucleotides long. RefSeq names its product mitochondrial ribosomal protein L27 (gene mrpl27). Gene Ontology annotation, cellular component: ribosome; mitochondrial large ribosomal subunit. The record is from RefSeq and is a predicted model, not a curated record. Gene Ontology annotation, molecular function: structural constituent of ribosome. Lineage: Eukaryota; Metazoa; Chordata; Actinopteri; Anguilliformes; Anguillidae. Gene Ontology annotation, biological process: translation. Bases 37 to 540 code for a protein of 167 amino acids. The transcript is spliced from 4 exons.
UAGCUGUUGUGCGGGGUUCUUUGUAUAUUUAAGUAGAUGACGCUUUCGCCUCCAGUGACGGUUUACGCUCAAAGGUCAAAGUUUACGAAAUAUUUCAAAAUGGCUGCGCUCACGUCCUUGCUUCUUAAAUCCAGACCGGGCACGCUGCUGCCCUGUCAACCCUUCUGGGUGGUGUCCACGAGGGAUGCAUCCAAAAAGUCAGGAGGGUCUUGUAAGAAUCAAGGGGGAAAGAGUCCCGGGCGCAGAUAUGGGUUCAAGCAUGUAAAUGGAAGUUUUGUCCAUGCUGGUAACAUCCUAGCUACACAAGGAGCUAUGCGCUGGUAUCCAGGAGCACAUGUUGGCAUUGGAACCAAUAAGACUCUGUUCGCUCUCGAAGAUGGCAUUGUCAGGUUCACCAAGGAAGUGUACGUACCGUCUCCUCGCAGCCAGGAAGGAUUGUCUGUGAUAAAGCUCCCAAAUGGUGCAGUGCUUUAUAAGACUUUCAUCAAUGUUGUCCCAACCAAGCAACAGGGGACCUUCAAACUUGUCGACAUGGUUUGAGACCUGCCCUACCUCCGUCUGCACCCUUUUCACAUCUGAUUUUGAGAACAUGAGUCAUUGGCCACUUUCUUUCCUUCUUUUAGUGUCACAGUUUUGUCUGGAUCUUGAGUUGCUUGGAAAUUGGAGAAUCCCUAUCUUAUUUUAUGUUAUGUUAUGGAAAUACAUGUUUAAGCUGAAUUUGUAAAUAAAAUGAAGUCCUAACAUACAGUUC